AUGGAUUUUAAGUUAUUCUUGAUAUUUGUGGUAAUACUGAGCGCCGUAUACCAAGGUCCUGCUGUUUAUCGGAACCUUACGUGUGUGGAAUACGAGCUAGGAUAUGUCGAACGAAUGCUUUAUUACUUAACCACAAGAGAAAUGGUGACGAUAUGCCCCACACGAGCAGAUUUGAUAUGGAGAAUUGGAAAUGAAGUGUUCUGCACCUUCCUGAGCGUGCUUUUAACCCUGAUCCUGAGCUAUACGCCUCUUGUCGAAAACAUCACCAAAGAGCGCUCUUCAGCCGUGGUUACAAUGUUCCAGAAAUGGAGAAAUGGUAUUUAG
Ylistrum balloti is the source of this 324-nucleotide messenger RNA. RefSeq lists its product as uncharacterized. The transcript has 3 exons. NCBI's taxonomy places the organism in Eukaryota, Metazoa, Mollusca, Bivalvia, Pectinida, Pectinidae. The coding region runs from base 1 to 324 and encodes 107 amino acids. The record is from RefSeq and is a predicted model, not a curated record.